GCUAUCUACUGAGCGCCUCCCCGUGCGCUCAGCACAGCGCUUGGGGAAAUCCGUCGGCUCGUCCUCCUUCCUGAGCGCUCUCCCAGCGCCUUAAAAAGCGGCCUACUUGCUGAGCGCUUCGGGCCCGUCCGUCCCGCCGACCUACUUGCUGAGCGCUUUGGGAAACCCGGCAGAUCGUCCUAUGUGCUUGAGCGCUUUCGGACGUCUCAUAAUAAUAAUGACAGAGACCUCGUGGAGUUGCAUAAAUCAAGGAGCGACGUGGAUUAGAAGACUCCACCGAGGGGUCAUUCGCCGGACCCUGUGACCCGAUAGUGAUUCCAUCGAAGCCGGGAAAAUGAAAAUAUUGACCUGAGGAGUAAGGUGGGAGGUUUCACUCCCAAACUCAGAAGUCUCUCCUUCAAGCCCAGAUGUCCGUGGCGUGCCGAUGUUCAGCCGGCUGGCUGCUGGAUCAUCUCUCCUUCAUCAACGAGGCCGGCUACCAACUCCACCGGGACCCAAACGUCGUGUCGGCGGCUCCCGGAAACUCCUCUUACGCGGCUCCUAAUUCUGCCCCGGCCUCGCCCGGGACCGAUCGAAGGCCGAGAGAAGAAACUCCGCUGCAAAAAUACGUAUUUCGAGCCGAGCUGUUCCGGGUCAUUAAGCCGCACGUAGUCGAGGCCGUUGGUUGUGGAAAUCAACCGGGACGCGCCGAGUGGGAUGCCAAGGAAGGAAGCGUCGGCGGGGAGAAGGAGGUGGACGGUGGAGGUCGGCGAUCCCUCCCAGCUGCUCCCAAGAAGCGAAAACGAUGCACUGUGCUCAACCAAGGGGAACUGGAUGCCAUUGAAUACCAUUCAAAGAUCAGAGGGUUGAUACUGGAAGGCACCACAGAAUUAGUUCAGAAAGGCCUCGCAGGUGGUUUCCUUCAUCCCCUUUCCGGAAAAGAAAACGGUUCCGGCAAGACGAGCGCCGAAGGACUCGGUGGUUGCAGACUGGCAGAGCUGUGUGACAUGGCAAAGCGGCUGCCCGUAGAGGAUGAAAAUAAGUGCCAGCCAGUUGGGGCCAGCGGGGAAGAAAUGUGCAUUCCAGAGCAGGAUCUGUUCUCGCGGGUUACAGAAAACCGCUCCGACUUGACAAAGACCUUAACAUUAAUGGGACAGAAAUAUUUGGUGCCCCCAAAGAGCAGUUUCCUGCUGUCCGAUAUUUCCUGCCUGCAGCCGCUUCUGAACCAUGGAAAAAAAUAUGAUGUAAUUGUAAUAGACCCACCGUGGCAAAACAAGUCAGUUAAAAGGAGUAACAGGUACGGUUACUUAUCGUCCUGGCAAAUCAAGCAAAUUCCUCUCCCCAAACUGGCAGCUCCCAACUGUCUGGUGAUCACCUGGGUGACUAACAGACAGAAACACCUGAGUUUUGUUAAAGAUGAACUUUAUCCCUGUUGGUCUGUGGAAACGCUUGCCGAAUGGCACUGGGUAAAAAUUACCAGAUCGGGAGAAUUUGUGUUUCCUUUAGAUUCACCUCACAAAAAACCGUAUGAAGGUCUUGUUUUAGGAAGAGUUCAGGGAAGAACCGCUUCGCCGUUGAAGAGUGAGAGGAAACCCGAAGUGGAGGCGUCUCCCAUUCCAGACCACAAGAUAAUCGUCAGUGUGCCUUGCAUCCUCCAUUCUCAUAAACCUCCUCUUUCUGAGGUUCUAGCAGACUACAUCAAGCCAGAUGUGGAAUGUUUGGAAUUGUUUGCUCGCAACUUGCAGACUGGGUGGACCAGCUGGGGUAAUGAGGUGCUCAAAUUCCAGCACAUUGAUUAUUUCGUUGCUUCCGAGAUCGGGCACUGAUUAACGUCUCUCUUCGUCGGGAAUAUUUUUCCCCCGGGGUGCCCUCCCAUCGCCCCAGACCACGUUCCCUUUACUGACCCUCUCUGUUCUUAAGGAGUAAGGUAAAGGGGACUCAAAAUGUUUUAUGGUGGGACAAACUCUCUCCUUGUUUCCGCUUCGGCAUUUCACACUUCAGCUGCACCGCGGUUCCAUUUGUUUUGGACUUGUUUGUGGAGUUGAAGGCGAGGAGAGAGAGCUAAACCCUCUGUAACGGUUUGAGUGGAAACACAAGCUCUGACCCCUGUCUUAGACCCCCAAGAACAUUCUGAAUCAGUAGUGUGCAGACCCCAAAUCGAGCCAUGGCGGCUCUGGAGGUUUUACUGUGGUUUCAGAUUCUGUAGCGGGUCAUUCGUGAACCUUUCUUAAUUUGAUUGAUUUUUUUAAUAGAAAACCAGGUCAUGCCUGUAUUGGACAGAUAGAAGCGUAGGAUGAAAAAUGAUUGGAUUCUGCCUUUGGCUGUCAGGUGGUUUGGAUCUCUAACUCAGCCAUAUUGGCAUCCCCUUCUAAAAUGCGCCCCCCCCCCCCUUUUUUCUUCAAAUAUUUACAAAAAUAAACCUGGAAUUCUCUCAUGGAGGGGCCGGUGUAUAGGGACGGCUCCGAAAGAGAACUCUCCUCAUGCUUUGAGCCGCAGGAGGCAGGAUAUGAAAACUGCACUGGGGGUCAGGGGUCAGAGAAGAUAUCUUGAGGGCAGGAAGGGACACUGGAAAAAGGAGAAACUCUUUCUCAUGGCCUCUAUUGGCGCUUUAUUUCCUCUUAAUACUCCAGUACUGGUUACUCGCCUGUUGGAGAAGGGAUAGGAAGCAGUCCCCGCAGGCCAAAGGAAAUGGUUCUGUGGCACAAAUCCUGCCUCCUCACUCUCCCGGCGGACGGGCCCCUGGAAGCUGAGGUAAUUCAAUAGUAUUUAUUGAGCCCUUACUAUGUGCAGAGCACUGUACUAAGCGCUUGGAACAUACAAUUC
Molecule: messenger RNA, 2802 nt
Organism: Ornithorhynchus anatinus (platypus)
Lineage: Eukaryota; Metazoa; Chordata; Mammalia; Monotremata; Ornithorhynchidae
Gene: METTL4
Product: methyltransferase like 4
Exons: 10
Coding region: 408-1805 (465 amino acids)
Cellular component (GO): nucleus; cytosol; RNA N6-methyladenosine methyltransferase complex
Molecular function (GO): nucleic acid binding; site-specific DNA-methyltransferase (adenine-specific) activity; RNA methyltransferase activity
Source: RefSeq, a predicted model, not a curated record